Molecule: messenger RNA, 279 nt
Organism: Penicillium nucicola
Lineage: Eukaryota; Fungi; Ascomycota; Eurotiomycetes; Eurotiales; Aspergillaceae
Exons: 3
Coding region: 1-279 (92 amino acids)
Source: RefSeq, a predicted model, not a curated record
AUGUCUCAAUUUGCUUUUGGUGCCAACAAAUCCUAUAACCACCCAACUGGGCCCAAUCUGAAACCCAAGAGCGGCCGCUGGCUGAUUCCUUUGAUGGCGACAAUCGGUCUCGGGUUCGGUGCAUACAACUACUACGUGGAAGCCAAAUCCCGCCGAGAAUACGACCUGGCAGAAGAACAGAAGCGUCUCGCUCGAAACCAACAGCUCAUGGAUGCAUACGGCGACAAGAACAGUCUUCAUGAUGUCCAACAUGCCCUCGACACCUAUCAUGCCCAAUAG